Molecule: messenger RNA, 1338 nt
Organism: Dictyostelium purpureum
Lineage: Eukaryota; Evosea; Eumycetozoa; Dictyosteliales; Dictyosteliaceae
Exons: 3
Coding region: 1-1338 (445 amino acids)
Cellular component (GO): Set1C/COMPASS complex
Molecular function (GO): protein binding
Source: RefSeq, a predicted model, not a curated record
AUGAAUUUAAGUUUAAUAGAUCCAUUUAAACAGGCCGAUGUACCAGAAGCGGUCGAGUAUUAUUUAGUAGAUCCCUCCGGUAUGAAAUCAAGUGUUGCACAAUUUAAUAGAAGAGGAACAUUAUUAGCAGUGGGAUGUGGUAAUGGAACUAUAUCUAUAUGGGAUUUUGAUACCAGGAGAAUAGUUAGAACUUUAUAUUUUCAUAAACAGUACAUUACAUCAAUAGGAUGGUCAAGGAACGGUAGAAAAUUAUUAACGAGUAGUUAUGAUGGAUCAUUGGUACUUUGGGAUUUACCCAGUGCUAAAAUAGAAAAACAUUUAGAAUUAGAGUCACCCAUUAUAUUUGCACAAUUUCACCCAAGAGAUAAAAGAUAUAUUAAUAUAACUUAUUUUAGCAAUGUAUGUUUAAUUGUUCAGAAUAAAACAGAUCCAUUAUUAUUAGAUUUUAAAAGCAUGAAAACCAAGGUAUUAAAUUAUAAGACAUUAGAAAAAGAAGAUGAAAGGAUUAUAACCAAUACAAAAGGUGAAGCAAGUUAUGCAUCAUUUAAUAGAAAAGGUUUAAAAAUUAUUAUAGGUGAUACAGCAAGUAUGAUUACAGUUAUAGAUUAUAGUUCAAUGAAGAUAGAGAAAACCUUUAAGAUUGCAAAUUCAAGUAAUUUAACAAUUAAGCAAAUCGAAUUUAGUAGAAAUCAUAGAUAUAUGUUGGUGAAUUCAACAGAUAAAAUAUUAAGGUUAUUUUCAUUAGAGAAUAAUUAUCAAUUGGUUAGGGAAUAUCAAGACAGUGUAAAUAGAAUGCAAUGGAAGAAAUGUUGUUUCAGUAGUAAUAACGAAUAUAUUUUAGCAGGUAUUAAUCACAAGUCAAUCAAUACACUAUUUAUAUGGAGUGUAAGUGGUGGUUUGGUUAAGGAUUUAGAGGGUCCAAAGGAGGGAUUCAAUGAUGCUAUAUGGCACCCACUUAGACCAUUAAUCGUUAGCAUCAGUUUUACAGGUAUCAUUUAUGUUUGGACCGCAUAUUUUGAAGAGAAUUGGAGUUCAUUUGCGCCAGAUUUUCAAGAGUUGGAGGAGAAUUUGGAGUAUGUUGAAAAAGAGGAUGAAUUUGAUAUCAAAGAAGAAGAUGAACCAAUAGAAGAAGAGGGUGUAGACGAAAAUGGUCAGCCUAAAGUAAAAAGAAUUAAGAGACAAAAGUGCCAACAAGAAAUUGAUGAACUCAAUCAAAAAGAAAAUGAUUUUGUAGAUAUAGUUUCAAAUGACAGAUUGGACGAUUUUAGUAGCGAUGAAGAGGAAGAUUUAUUUUGCUUUUCUGUAAUAAAUGAUAAGCAUGCAUCAAAUCUACAAUAA